UCUCAGUUCAUCAGGAGAUCCAAGAGUUCCUGAAGUCACAGAACAGAUCAGAGAAGAAACUCUCUGUGAUCCACUGCUCAGCUCUGGCCUACAUGCUGCAGAUGUCAGAGGAGGUUCUGGAUGAGUUGGACCUGGACAAGUUCAACACAUCAUGGAAUGGACGACAGAGACUGAUUCCAGCUGUGAGGAACUGCAGAAAAGCUCAAUUUUCUGACUGUGGACUCUCAGAGAGUCACUGUGAAGUUGUGGCCUCAGCUCUGAAGUCCAACCCCUCCCAUCUGAAACAUCUGGAUCUGAGUAAUAACGGCCUGCGAGAUUCAGGAGUGAAGCAUCUGUGUGAUGGACUGGAGAGUCCAAACUGUAGACUGGAGACUCUGACAUUGAGUUCCUGCAGGUUGACAGAGAUCAGCUGUGAUUAUCUGGUCUCAGCUCUGAAGUCCAACCCCUCCCAUCUGAAACAUCUGGAGCUGAAUGGAAACUGCUCCCUGCAGGAUCCAGGAGUGAAACAUCUGUGUGGUUUUCUGGAGAGUCCAGACUGUAGACUGGAGACUCUGGGAUUGAGUUGCUGCAGUUUGUCAAAGAUCAGCUGUGAUUCUCUGGUCUCAACUCUGAAGUCCAACCCCUCCCAUCUGAAACAUCUGGACCUGAGUGUAAACGGCCUGCAGGAUUCAGAUGUGGAAGACAUCGUUCUCAACAGUUCGGAGCUGACCCCAGCAGAGGAGCUGGCAGUGGAUCCUAAUAAAGGGAGGCCAGUGAUGGAGGGGAUUCAGGAGGGACUAAGAUGGACUCAGUCCGAGCAACAGGAAGUAGCAGCUUCUUAA
Mugil cephalus (flathead mullet) is the source of this 821-nucleotide messenger RNA. RefSeq names its product ribonuclease inhibitor-like. Bases 93 to 821 code for a protein of 242 amino acids. Gene Ontology annotation, molecular function: protein binding. The record is from RefSeq and is a predicted model, not a curated record. NCBI's taxonomy places the organism in Eukaryota, Metazoa, Chordata, Actinopteri, Mugiliformes, Mugilidae. The transcript is spliced from 6 exons.